Orycteropus afer afer is the source of this 1068-nucleotide messenger RNA. RefSeq names its product uridine-cytidine kinase 2 (gene UCK2). Gene Ontology annotation, molecular function: ATP binding; kinase activity. Gene Ontology annotation, cellular component: cytoplasm; cytosol. The record is from RefSeq and is a predicted model, not a curated record. Lineage: Eukaryota; Metazoa; Chordata; Mammalia; Tubulidentata; Orycteropodidae.
CCAUGGCUGGAGACAGCGAGCAGACCCUGCAGGACCACCAGCAGCCCAACGGCGGCGAGCCUUUCUUGAUCGGCGUCAGCGGGGGCACAGCAAGCGGCAAGUCUUCUGUUUGUGCUAAGAUUGUGCAACUUCUGGGACAGAAUGAGGUCGACUGUCGCCAGAAGAAGGUAGUCAUCCUGAGCCAGGAUAGUUUCUACCGUGUCCUCACUGCAGAGCAGAAGGCCAAAGCCCUCAAGGGCCAGUUCAACUUCGAUCACCCCGAUGCCUUUGAUAAUGAACUCAUCUUCCAAACACUCAAAGAAGUCACUGAAGGGAAAACAGUCCAGAUUCCUGUGUAUGAUUUUGUCACACAUUCCCGGAAGGAGGAAACAGUGACUGUCUAUCCUGCGGAUGUCGUGCUCUUUGAGGGGAUCCUGGCCUUCUACUCCCAGGAGGUACGCGAUCUGUUCCAGAUGAAGCUCUUUGUGGAUACAGAUGCGGACACCCGGCUCUCCCGCAGAGUAUUGAGGGACAUCAGCGAAAGAGGGAGGGACCUUGAGCAGAUUUUAUCUCAGUACAUUAUGUUCGUCAAGCCUGCCUUUGAGGAAUUCUGCUUGCCGACAAAGCAGUAUGCUGACGUGAUUAUUCCUAGGGGUGCAGAUAAUCUAGUGGCCAUCAACCUCAUCGUGCAGCACAUCCAGGACAUUUUGAACGGCGGGCUUUCCAAACGACAGACCAACGGCUAUCUCAACGGCUACACCCCUUCACGCAAGAGGCAGGUGUCGGAGUCCAGCAGUCGGCCGCAUUGACCUCUGCCUCCUUCAGCUCCCAGCCCCUAUUUCAGGGAGACAGAAGGCACCAUUAAACUGUACAUAUUACCUAUGGCAUUAAUGUAUUUAAGAAAACACCAUGGAGAUGAAAUGCCUUGGUUUUUUUUUUUUUUUUUCCUUCUUCCCUUUCUUUUGUACUUUGGAACGGCAAAAUGAAACAGAACUUGACCCUGAGCUUAAAUGACAAAAUGUGCCAACUACUCUUGGUGAUGCUUAAUUAUGAAUCCAAUGUGUAACCAGUUAUAAAUGCAUAUAUAUA